Polypterus senegalus (gray bichir) is the source of this 1361-nucleotide messenger RNA. Its product is annotated as nmrA-like family domain-containing protein 1. Bases 67 to 972 code for a protein of 301 amino acids. NCBI's taxonomy places the organism in Eukaryota, Metazoa, Chordata, Cladistia, Polypteriformes, Polypteridae. The transcript has 5 exons. The record is from RefSeq and is a predicted model, not a curated record.
GCCGUCCAGCAGAGGGCAGCAGAGCGCCGGCGCGCUGUCUGCACUUUGACUCCGUUGAUCGGCCGCAUGUCGGGGAGGCCGGCGGUGGUGGUGUUCGGUGCUACGGGCGCUCAGGGGGGCUCGGUGGCCAAAGCCCUGCUCAGUGACGGCUCCUUCCAUGUUCGGGCCGUGACCCGAAACCCCAGGAAGCGGGCAGCGAGGGAACUGGCGAGGCUGGGUGCUGAAGUGGUCAAGGCGGACCUGGAGCGGCCGGAGAGCCUCCGCUUGGCACUGGACGGCGCCUCGGCCAUCUUCUUGGUGACCGAUUACUGGGAGCUCGGUGACAAAGAGAGGGAGGUUACUCAGGGUAAGGCAGUUGGCGACCUGGCAAAGAAGGUGGGCGUGAGGCACGUCGUGUUCAGCGGCCUGGAGGACGUGAAUCGUCUGACGGGCGGGAGGCUGCAGGUGAGCCACUUUGAUGGCAAAGGGGAAGUGGAGCGCCACCUGCGCCACAUCAGCCUUCCUGCCACCUGCCUGAGGAUGCCCAGCUAUUUUGAGAACUUCAUCGAGCACUUCAGGCCACAGCCAGAGCCGCGAGGAGGAUAUCGCCUGGGUGAGUAUGAGAUUCCAAUGGCCGAUAUUCCAAUGGAUGGCAUGUCCGUGGAAGACCUUGGGCCGGUGGUGGUGACCAUUCUGAAGAAUCGGAGCGAAUACAUUGGGAAGGACAUCGGGCUGAGCGCCGAGCGGUUGACCAUCCAGCAGUACGCAGAAGUUCUGUCCAGGCAGCUGAAGAGGAGCAUCAGGGCCGCUGAGAUCUCCCCAGAGGAAUAUGAAAAGCUGCCGUUUCCAGGCGCCCAGGAUUUGGCCAACAUGUUCCGCUUCUACAGGAUGAGGCCGGAGCGCGACUUGAACUUGACGCGGCGGCUCAAUCCCGUGGUGCUUGGCUUUGAGGAGUGGCUCAGCAGAAACCUCCACCACUUUGCAGACUUGUGAGGGGCACAAGUGGGCAGCAGCUGCUCGCUCACCCCCAGGACAGCCCUAGGAAGACGGUGAGGGCCAUGAACAGUUGGCGAGGCUUCUUUGAGACCCGGAAUCCGAGCAUCGCUAUUGACUGGCGGGUUGACAUUUGUAUUUGCCACUCAUGCUUAAGAAAACGAUGUUUCAGUGCCAAAGUGGUGCCAGAACUGUGGCAGAACCACCUUUAUGACAGUGUCAGCAGUACCGUGAAGGAUGGCACGGCGCUGAAUGCACAAUACGCAGUAACACGAGAGAAGUGCGAGUCACGGUGCACGUGUGCUGAGAAGAAAACCAGCAGCAGUCCUGGCAGGAAAUGCCCGGCGUUGUUAUUAACAGAAUCAAAUAAAGCAAAAUCCAGAAACCCA